Messenger RNA from Camelina sativa (false flax), 2098 nucleotides. The record is from RefSeq and is a predicted model, not a curated record. NCBI's taxonomy places the organism in Eukaryota, Viridiplantae, Streptophyta, Magnoliopsida, Brassicales, Brassicaceae.
AGGAUGCAGAGGACAACAACAAGACUGCUUGUGAUGAUAUGCUUCACGGUUGCUUUGUUAUAACAAUUUUAAGACACGAACGGACUCUAUAACUUGUGGGACAGGAAAAUAAAUUACAAGUACAAUACAUUAAAAUUUGAUGAUCUAAUUAAAACAAAAAGCCAAAUUAAGAAGAAAAAUUGCGAGAUGAGAUCCAAGUAACUAAUCUCUGAAAACCUCAGCUAAACCAAUAUAUCUCCUCGGCUUGUACGAUGUCGUUUCAGGGCUGAGACUUCUGUCUUGUUUCUUGCUUGAACCAUCGUCCCCAAACAACAUUGCAAACCUAACAAACUUUAGGGUUUUGGCCAAAGAUUGCAAAAUUCCAGUCUUUCCACGCUCCUCUCGCAAUCAACCUCUGAGAAGUUGUCAGAUUUGAUGGGGUCUGUGCUCUGAUACCCAAUAGUGAGUCUCGUCGACACUGACACCCUCUUUUGCUGUUGACACUGCCCGUAUUUUUUUAGGCACCCGACAAAGAUAUGGAUAUAUGUUGCAAAGAUAUAAUCAGCAAUCUACCCGAAGCUCUGAUUUGCCACAUAUUGUCGUUUCUCACCACAAAGGAAGCAGCUUUGACUUCACUUCUCACCCAAAAGUGGCGCUAUCUCUUUGCUUGCAGACCAAUUCUUGAUUUCGAUGACUCGGUAUUACAUGAAGUGCCUAUCCUAGAAUUGGAUGCGAAACACAGCAUGUUUAUGGAUUUCGUGGAUAGAGUGCUGAGUUUGCAGGGUAAUUCUACUAUUAAAAGCUUCUCUCUUCAGUGUCAAGAUGGUGUUUAUCCAGAUUGUGUCACUCGUUGGAUAACUAGUGUCAUGGAACGUGGAGUAUCAGAUCUUGAUUUACGCGUUACUUUGAAUUGGCAUGAUGAUUCGAUGCCUGCAAGUGUUUUUGUCAGCAACUCACUGGUUAGGUUGAGAGUGGAAGCUGGAAAUGGUGUUAUCAUUCAUGUGGGAGAUGUUUUUCUUCCAAAGCUUAAGACUCUCUAUCUUGAUUUAGUUUUGUUAACAUAUUGUGGUUUCGAUAAUGCCCUUGGAAAGCUUAUCUCAUCUUGUCCUGUGCUUGAGGAACUAGUCAUGAUCAAUCUAUCCUGGCAAGGUUAUUGGAGGCGUCCUUUUUCUUCCAAAACCCUCAAGAGAUUAACUUUCCACUGUCAAGUGAUUGAUAAUAAUCCGUUUACUGUUACAUUUGAUACGCCGAAUCUUGUCUACUUGGAAUACUCUGAUCAUAUUGCUGACGAGUAUAAAAAGUUGAAUUUUGAUUCACUUGUUGAAGCAAGUAUCGGUCUUCAAAUGACAAGUGUUCAGUAUGCACAUGCAACCAACGGGUAUAUGGUAGCUGAUGCAACGGAUCUUAUUAUGGGGAUAAGCAAUGUUAGGAUCCUUCACUUAUUUGGCAACACUCUUUAAGGUUCUUACUCUCUGCUGUGAACAUAUACCGAUAUUCAAGAACCUGAAUCAUUUAACUAUUAUGACUCACUGGGAAGUGGGAUGGGAAUCAUUGCCGGCUCUACUCAAGAAUUGUCCAAAUCUUGAGACUCUCGUCUUUGAAGUACCAUUACAUAUCCUCCUUUUACUGCAUUUGUUAACAUACACCUUCAAACAAAUUUAAAACUUUGUAGCUGUUUCCUCUAUGAUUCAGGGACUCCAUCACAAAAAUACAAUUAGAUGUGAGGACUUUGACGGGUGCCUAUGCAAAUCUUCGGAGGACAGACCCACUUGCUUAUCAUCAAGCCCGGUAAAGAUUCUGAAGAUAUUGAAUUUUGGUGAGAUUUGUGAUUACUAUGGUGAUGACAUGGAGAAGCAGAUGGAGCAAGUAGAGUAUUUCCUGGAGAAAAUGCCGAAUCUUGAACAAAUGAUAUUGUACUACAAUGCACCGAUCAAUGAAGAUGUGGAAAGCCAACUUCAGAGGCUAGUAGCUUCAGCCAAGGCCAGUGUCCAAGUCCAACUAAUCUCUGAAUAACUUCACCGUAUAUACUAAUCUUCCCUUCCUUGUCAUGUAAAUGGGAGAUUAUACUCUCUUUUUUAAUCUCGGAGAAGAUCAACAAAGCUUUUAUUCUAGUUUGUUC